Molecule: messenger RNA, 5700 nt
Organism: Carassius carassius (crucian carp)
Lineage: Eukaryota; Metazoa; Chordata; Actinopteri; Cypriniformes; Cyprinidae
Gene: ppp1r10
Product: protein phosphatase 1, regulatory subunit 10
Exons: 19
Coding region: 1284-3680 (798 amino acids)
Cellular component (GO): nucleus
Molecular function (GO): metal ion binding
Source: RefSeq, a predicted model, not a curated record
CGCGUGAUCAUCAACUCCAUUUAGUGUUGAAAGAAACGCCCGAAAGCGCGCACACGAACGCAGGAUGACGUCAGAACUAUAUAUACCGAGUCCCGCCCUUCCGGAGCAUUCCUGGAUUUGUCUGAGGUGUGACUCGGUCUCAGUGAAGAUCUGGCGUCGAGGAUUUUUCAACUGUGUGCGAAGAUCAAACCCCCCAAAAUUCAGUUUUUCUACUCGAGUAACGGACAUUCGAUUACUACUUUUUUUUUUGCUCAAGAUUUUUCAAGAAGGAAAAGCUCAAUUUCAGCCACUACAAUCCCGCCCAUUAUGCCAUUUUUCAGCCAGUAAUGAUAAAGUCAUGACAGUUUACGUUCUCUUAAACUGUUAAAAAAAGCUGAAAAUUGUUGCUGUUAAGCACAAUAUAUUAAUAGCAACCCGAGACGCAGAGGAGAGGUUUUAAUAGUAAGUGUUCUUUCAAACCAAUUUGAAUCGAAACUGCGUAACAGUUAACCAGUUGUCUGUGUUGAAAAUGAUUCCAGAUAUACAUAGAGAUUGUAGAUUCCUAGCUGUAUCGAGCCUGGCGAGCUAACUGCGCCACGGUGUCUAGAAGCAGACAGCAUGCUGAGAUAAAGCGAGGAUAGAGUAUGAGCUCACACCGCAAAGACCGAGCAAACGCCCUGCUUCUCUUUGUGUGUGAGACGGAACAAUCCUAAUGAUUACUACAGAAGCGAUAAAUAAAUCAUCGAAUAAUAAGCUAGUCAUAAGCAAUCUGUACAUAAAGAUUGCCAAAGGCAGAGCCAGGAAGUGUCUGUAUAUUGGGGCUUUUUAUAAACUGCAUUCUUUUCAGAGGAGAGCUCACUGGAACAAUCAACGCAAUCUGCACAUAAAGAUUGCCAAGAGAGGCGCCUGUGGAUUUAGCCGAGCGGGGGGGGGGACUGAAAUCAACAUUUUGUUAAUAAUAAUGUCGUUAGGUGUUUUUAGUGUUUAGCGGAACCGGAUACCGUUGAGUUUGGUGAAAUAAACCUACAUAGUCGAUGAUGAUUUAUACAAAUACAUAGCAGUCUGACUAUAAAGAUUGCAUUUUUAUUUUUUUGUAUUGUGUGCUUAACGAGUGCGUAACGUUAGGUUAGGAUAUUAUUUGUCUUGUCGACUUUGCUUUAAAAUGGCGGACGGGUUGUCCUUUGCUCGGAUCACUCGAGGCAAUGGUGGCUUUGUUUUUCUGACUGGAUCUACGGGAAAUACUGUAGCUCGGAACGGCUGUCUCGCGUCGCCAUCAUCCCCAUAAACAGCUCGAGUAAGCAGCUAUGGCCGUGGGCCCGGUGGACCCCAGAGAGGUGCUGAAAGGAGUUGAAGCUAUGCUGGGGAAAGAUGGAGAGCUACGAAGCCUUGAGGGAGUUGCUAAAGUCUUCAGUCUCAUGAAGGCCUCUCAUAAAAUGGUCAGCAGGUGCAUGUAUCUGAACAUCUUACUGCAGACAAAAUCACAUGAUGUACUUAAUCGUUUCAUUCGAGUUGGAGGCUACAAGUUGCUGAACUCUUGGCUCACCUACUCAAAGACCACCACCAACACCCCCCUGCUGCAGCUCAUACUGCUCACCCUGCAGAAACUCCCACUGACUGUGGACCACCUCAAACAGAACAACACAGCCAAGCUGGUAAAACAUCUGAGUAAGAGCGGCGAGACAGAAGAGCUGAGGAAGCUGGCGUCAGUGCUGGUGGAAGGCUGGAUGGCUAUUAUCCGCUCUCAGAGCAUCUCCAGUGCAGCAUCACCCAAUGACAAGAAGCGGAAAAAGGAGGAUGGAAAAGUGCGUCCAGAGGUGAAGCCCCGAGAAAAGGUAGCAGAUGAGGAGAAGAAGAAAGACAAACCAAAAGCUUAUGCUCCAAGUCACGCAAAGAUCCGUUCUACAGGUUUGGAGGUAGAGAGUCCAGCUCCAGUUCCCGUGAAGAAACCCCCCCCUGCACCCCAACUUGGAGACAAAUACAACAUCAAGCCAGCUGUUCUUAAAAGACCAAACACAUCGCCGAUUGACGCACCACCAGUGGAGAAGAAGUACAAGCCCCUUAACACCACCCCCAACUCUGCCAAAGAGAUCAAAGUCAAAAUUAUACCCGCACAGCCGAUGGAAGCCACUGGAUUUUUGGAUGCCCUCAACUCCGCUCCAGUGCCUGGCAUCAAGAUCAAGAAAAAGAAAACAAAAGCAGUUUCCCCUACCACUAACAAGCCCUGUCCGUUUGACAACAGGCCGCAGUCAUACUCAGGCACACAGGCCAAACCGUCUUCCCCUGAGACGCCCUCGUCUCAGACACCCCCUCAUGAGAACCCAGACCUGGAGCAGCCCGGCACACCCGUGCCCACCGAGGACCCUGACGCAAUGGAAACCGGUGAUAAACCCAAUGCUCUGGCUGAACCUCGUGGUGAGGAAGAGAGUCUGACUAAGAAAGGAAAGAAAAAGAAAAGUGUUCGGUGGGCAGAAGAGGAUCAUCUCAAAGAAUACUUCUACUUUGACCUGGAUGAGACUGAGAGAGUGAACGUUAAUAAAAUUAAGGACUUCGGUGAGGCGGCUAAACGGGAGCUGAUGAUGGACAGGCAGACGUUUGAAAUGGCUCGUCGUCAUUCUCACGACACCAUGGAGGAGAGGGUGCCCUGGACUCCUCCGCGACCCUUGACCCUCGUAGGAAUUCUGGUCAUUCCUGGUUCCACCAGCAGAGAGAAGAUGAUCCAGAGAGACAGAGAGAUGGGCAUUCUGCAGGAGAUCUUCCUCAGUAAAGAGAGUGUUCCAGACAGUCCUCACGAGCCUGACCCUGAGCCGUAUGAGCCCACGCCUCCUCGUCUCAUCCCACUGGAUGAGGACAGCAGUAUGGAGGAGAAUUACAUGGAGCCCGCUGACGCUGCUGCUUCUGGUGGCUCUUCUGGCUCUAAUGAAGGCUCCAAGCUGCCUCCUGUUUUAGCUAACCUCAUGGGAAGUCUGGGCAACAGCGGCCGCAGCCCUCAGGCGCAAGGCAACACCCCACCAGCCAGUAAUAACCCAGCUGUUAAUGUGCAGGAACUACUCUCAUCUAUUAUGGGUGCUCAGGGAUCUAACCAGUCUCCAGAGGACCUGAUCAAACAGCCUGACUUCUCGGAUAAGAUCAAGCAGCUUUUGGGUUCCCUGCAACAGAACCAGAACCAGAAUCAGAACCAGAACCAGAACCAGCCUGCUAAUGCUCCGCCAAUGAACACGGGUCUGCUUGGCCAUGGCCCCGGCAUGAACAUGAACCACAUGAACAACAUGCCGAUGCCCAUGAAUGGGGGUUUCCCUCCAAACAAGCCCCCUGGACCACAUUUUAACCAUCCUCCUCCUCCUCCUCCCCACGGCCACGGACCACCCUUCAACCCCGGCGGCCCACGCAUGAUGGGUCCUCCGCCCGGUCCACCGGGCCGCGGGGUGGACAACGGCAACUACUGGGGCGACGACUCCAUGAGAGGAGGCCCUCACCGGGGAGGACACUUCCACCGGGGCAGAGGGAGAGGAGGAGACCCGGGCUUCAGAGGACGAGGGGGACGCGGAGGACCACGUGGGGGACACAACAACAUGGGCGACAUGUCAAAGAGGCCAGUGUGUCGCCACUUCAUGAUGAAAGGGAAUUGUCGGUAUGAAAAUAACUGUGCGUUUUACCACCCCGGUGUUAAUGGACCACCGCUUCCUCCCCAGCACGGACACUAACACACCCAAAAACUGCUGUUCCUUGAACUCACCACUAGUGGGCAACAGGACUCAAAAUGAGCCUCGUGUACAGGAACUGAAACAGGGCAUGUUUGCGUCUGUGACAGCACAAUCCCACCUGCUUCCUCCGACUGUACAGUUGCUUCAACAGGAUCUGAACAUUAAUUGUUUCUUCUCCAUUUACCUCAUCUGGAAAGCUGUGAGAAGAUCUGAGAUCCUCUGAGAAGAGUCAGACAGUGUCUAAACCUAUUACUUGACUUUGCGGCCUACAUGUAAAGAGUGAUUCCUGGAGAUGGAGAUUGAUAUGUAUAUUUUUAUUGUGAUUCUGUGUAUUACUAACCUGACUGCUAAAGAUUGUACUACAUAACUGUAACCACUAGGACAAGGUGUAAAUAAUGGUCUUCAGCCAGUGGUGUACAGUGACUUAAGCUUCUCCUGGUGGCCGAAACACAAGAUACUGGCUGUGCAGUUUUCAAAAUUAUAAUGGGCACAUCAGUUAUUAGUGCAGUUUGGAUUUGCGUAAUGAAAUGUACACUUCCAAAAGAUGUUAGAGCACAGAAAUUUUAUUUGAAGAUUCUUCUGGUUGAAUUCAGUCCCUCGGAAGUUGCUGUACUGUUUGAUGUUUUACUUGCGGGUUUCGAUCGAAGAGGGAGAAACCAUACUUCUAUGAAAUGUGUAGAUGCUGUCUAAUUUACAGAUCUGAAGCACACAUGGUCCUUCUUUUUUUCAUUUCAUGAUAUUUAGUGUCAAAAAAACUCUUCAGCACUGAAAAGCAUCCAUGAAUUGGCAUCAUGUUAACUUUAUGCCCCAAAUUGGAAAUACUAUAGGGAUAGAUAGUAUUCAGACCCAUUACUUUUCACAUCUGGGCACAAAAUGCAGCAUUUUUGAAGUCCCGCUUAAUACUUGAAUUGAUACAUUGUGAUGGAAAGUGAUCCUAGCCUGCUAAAGAAAUAUUAACUGUUGUUCUGUGUCGUGUGACAAUCAGGAGAAUUAGUGAUGAUUUCCUACUUGAUGUUGAUGCUAUGGUUUGAUUUGCUUUGCUGUGCGCUCAUGUUCUCGGACCCGUUUGAGUCUGUCCUGCUCUAUCAGUGUUCAGCUGAGCCGAACCUGGGCUACAAACCACUAUCAAGGCCAAACGUAUUCAGGUGUUUUCUGUGAAAACAGUGGCCAUUGUCUCUUGUGGGACUCGAUUUUCUUUUUCAUUUUUUUUGUUGGAUUCACUAUUUUCCCAUGAUUUUAUUUUGAUACAAGUCUAAUGAUUUUUUUCUUUUUCUAUUAUUGGUGAAGAGAUGUCUAUGUGUCAGAGCGCCGCAUAAACACAAUAAAAGGCACAUUCAGAAAUGUAAGGCGUCUUUCUAAUUGUAAAUGAAUAAACGCUAUGAAAUUCACCAGAAUGUGCUGUUUUCUCAAAUUAGCUUUUAUUUUUAGAGCAAGUGUCAAUAUAUAAUGACCACUCUCUCUCAGUGCCUGUUUGCAUUGUGUAACCUCUAAAUGCUUCAUUGUUUGAAUGUCAAACAGGGUUACUGAAUUUCCCUCGCCCUCUCAUGGCAGUCCGGUGUGGGUGCGUUUGCCUUCCUGUCUGUCAGAUCCGUGUUCUCAGGGCGGAGUCGGUGCAGAGUGUGUAUGAUGAGGAGUGGCCUGUGCUCCCAGCCCUUCUGGUUAAAUAUUGACUUCGGCUUCGUAGAAUUUCUGCUGGCGUGCAAGGUGCAGGAAGAAUAAAUUAGAGUUAAGGACACCUCAGCAAUUGAUUCAUCCUAUGUAGCAUUCGUUUCAUUUUUACGAGUUUCAGUCUGUCCUCAGCCACUGUACAGGAAAAUUAUUUGAAAAAAAAAAGAACAAAAAAAUAGAAUACCUACUAGCCUACUUUGCUGAGCAUAAAAACAUCCAAGCAGUUCUGUGAUCGUGAUGCUAAACUAGAAUGCUGUUGUCAAGUAUUGUUUAACAUUUAACAUUGUUUAACAACUGUUUGUUAUAUGUUUAUUUCCACAAAAUAAAUGAAUAAAGCAAGGUUUUUAAGAUG